GCACGCACACACACACACACACACACUGUGCAGCUUGGCUUGUUAUGAAAUAUCUAUAUGGCCGUAAGCAUUACCAAGUGCAGAAGCUCAGUGCUGGUGUUGUCUGAGUAAACAUGUUGAGAGUGUAACCGUUUUGCUGUUGCUUAGUUUGUCAGAGUUGUUUGUCUUGUGAUCUGGAGUCAGCAGAGCUACACUACAUGACCGACCCUACAAGAGAAAAGAUGAGCCACAUUUUAAUUGACUGAUUCGUGAACUACCAGGGCGGAGGAGUCAGGAUGGAACUUCCCAUGUUGAGCCGUAAGCGGCCUCUGUUUAAUGGAUAUGAAAAGGAGCCUCUGCUGUACAAGAAGAAAUGUGUGGGGAGUCUGAAAUCUCUACUUGACAGAUAUCAGACUGACCAAGCCACAGAACAUGCCAGACUGAAGACAAGCUGUGGACACCCUUGCACAUGUGAAGCCUGUGUGAAUGGAGGAACAAAACAUUUGACUGACGCUGACAGCUUCUUUGAGCAGAUUUCGUCCUGGGCUGACACACAACACUCUGUGAAUAACGUAUUGGAGCGCCUCAAGUACAGACAAGCCACUGAUGACAUUUACCUCAGCGACUCAGUCAACAAGAAAUUUCUGGAGUUUCACAGUGACAUAACUGAGGAAUGUGGUGCAGAAGAUAAGCAGCAUUCAUGGGCUGUUAUUGAGAAACAGGAGGAGAUUGUCAUGUACGGACCUUAUUACCCCAAUUACAACAACGGAGAACACAGCGAGGACGUCAUUAUUAAACAAACCGAGGAACUUCUGGAGACAGGGGCUGUCUCAGAAGACUGGAAGGUGUAUGUUUUCACCAUGAACAGUCCGUGUUUGGCUAGAAACACAGAUCCAUGCAUGCUGAACCUGGUUCAGAAAGCUCAGGAGUGGUGGAGAGCGCAUGGAGUGAAGACUCACAUUGGUUAUGUGAAGUGCUGGGGCUUCAGAGGAGCUAAGGAAAAUCUGUUCAGGGAUAUUAACUACAGCCAAGUGGACUGUAUACAUCAGACUGAGGACUAUGAGAGCUAUGUUAAAGCAGCUGAAAAGAGCACUGAUCUUAAACCUUUAUGUGAAAAUCUGUUUUCUGCUGUUAAACACCUCCUGAGAUCUGUGAGUGUCCCUAUGAUAAACACUGUGCAAGGGCAGGACUGGAAGAGCUACUUCAAGAGUAUGCAUAGUAUUUUUGAAUGCAAACUAGAAGAAGAGAAAAAAAUCUUCACAGAGGAGGUGAACGCCGUGAUCGAAGCUGCACAGGCUCUGCUUCCAGAAAAAAGUGGAUUUUUUGAGGAAUGUUUAGAAAAGGGACAGGCUUUUGCAUUUGAUUACACUUUUAGUUCCCAAGUAUCUCACGCCAUCCAGGAUCACAUGAGACUCACGUUUCAACAGUGUUGGAAGGAGAUGGUACAGGACAAAUAUGCCGAGUUCACCAGGGAGAAGCUGACUGAAGACUUCAACCAAUGCACCAUCCAGCUUUUUAUCAAAGAUAUUCUAAAGCUCACAACAGAAUACUUACAAAUUGGAAGGAUACAGUUUUCAGAAAAAUCCCCACAAGGUGUCAAAAAAUAAACUCGCUGACAAGGUGAUGAGAAAGUUAAGACUAAAUAUUUCACAAAUGUUUGGUAUGCGUUUGACGUGAAUGACACCAAACACCAUACCUACCAACUGCAUUAUGUCAGAAUGCUUUGUCUUUAUUAGUUUCCUCAGUAAGGCUACAGUUGCAUACUGAGGGAGGACAUCAGGUGGUGUUAGUGCACACCGAGAAAGUCCACAUACAUGUCCAUCUCCCACUGUGUCUUUACUUACAAUAUAUCACAAAUAGUGUAUUACAAUUAUACUGGAGUGGAGUUGUUUUUUGUUUUGCAUAUAUGGUCAUAUAUUUGUUAUUCUGGAAAAUUCAAUGUAGCAAUAAACCACAUUUACACAUGUUGCCUCCAUGCUUGCCACAAUCAAAUAAACAAACUGUACAAUCUUGAUACAAUACAUCUUCAUAAGGUUUAUCAAACCUUCAGCUAAUGAAUGAUAAUUGUGUGGCUUGGGGUUGAGCCUAAAACAAUAAAUACUGGCAGGAUUUUUGAAAGUAUUAAAGAAUGUGCAAGUUUUCUUGUGGAGGCACAUCUGCACUUGUGUCAGCAGAGGGAGCUGUGGGCCAUCAC
Micropterus salmoides (largemouth bass) is the source of this 2173-nucleotide messenger RNA. RefSeq lists its product as uncharacterized. Lineage: Eukaryota; Metazoa; Chordata; Actinopteri; Centrarchiformes; Centrarchidae. The transcript is spliced from 3 exons. The coding region runs from base 276 to 1586 and encodes 436 amino acids. The record is from RefSeq and is a predicted model, not a curated record.